CCGAGUCCUGGGACGCUGUGCGGCCACGGGCCCUCUUCCCACGUCGGCGGUCCCGGCGAGCGCGGCCUCAGCUCCCGCCCGGCGUAACCAACGGAUGAUGGGGGCUCUGGGCGCCCGGCGCGGCCUGGAGUGGCUAUUGGGCCUCUACUUCCUCUCCCACGUCCCCAUCACUCUGCUCCUGGACCUGCAGGUGGUGCUGCCGCGCGAAUUCUACCCGGUCGAGUUGACAAACCUGCUGAAGUGGUAUACUAAGGAGUUCAAAGACCCUCUGCUACAGGCCCCCCCAACAUGGUUUAAGUCCUUCCUGUUUUGCGAGCUUGUGUUCCAGCUGCCUUUCUUUCCCAUAGCGACGUACGCCUUCUUAAGAGGAGGCCGCAGGUGGAUCCGCACCCCUGCAAUCAUCUACUCAGUUCACACCAUGACAAUUCUAAUUCCAAUUCUCUCCACGUUUCUAUUUGAUGAUUUCUCCAAAGCCAGUGGUUUCAAAGGACAAGGACCUAAGACUUUCCAUGAACGACUUACCCUCUUAUCUGUCUAUGCCCCCUACUUUCUCAUCCCUCUUAUGCUUCUACUUUUCAUGUUGCGGAGCCCCUACUACAAGUAUGAGGAGAAAAGAAAGAAAAAAUGAGAGAAAUAAUGACGGGCCGGGGUGGGGGGGGGCGGGGAGAUGCCCAUAGGGCAGUUUUCCGGUUGGACCCAGUAUGAGGAAAACUGCUCAGAACCCAUGUCUUCAGUAGCAUUUGAAACACACCAGCGACGCAGAAAGAGCAAGACUCUGGCAGGAGCCACAUCAGAAGCCCCCUUCUGAGGAUACUGGCGCAAACAGACCAAUCACCUGAGCAUGGACUGAAGGGUGUGGGCUAGGUUAUAGGGAAGUGGUGCCAAAUACCUCACCUUGUGCCCAAGUUCCAUUGUGAGCAGGACCAGACCAGAUCCUGGAUAAACUUCCAAGAAACGUGGCCUGCUUGGCACAUUCAUGAAUCACCUGACCCAUAGUGCCCAUGUGAUUAAACCCUUGACUCCUGAUUCUCUGCAGCAUAUCCUUUAUCAGCAAAAUGAAAGGUGGGAUUUUUCAGGUCAUUUUUAAGUUUGAAAUUAUGCCUCUUUAAUAUUCAUUAAAAACUGUAUCAUGGGGUUUUUUGCCACCACCCUUGGUUGGGGAAAGGUUCUGCAGGAGGCCUGAACUUGGUUUUACUCAAGGGUCAGCUCUGGCCUGACUUUCAGAAAUGGAUUAAGCUGGAAGGUGUUUUGUUUCUGUCUUAAACAGGUCAUCCCAGAAAAGACUUUUUUUUUUUUUUUAAUCCUCUCCUGAUUCAUUCUUUCCAUACCUUAGUCUUCUCUGUUUUUACAGACCACCUGACAUAAGUCCCUUCCCUCUGAGGUCUGGUGUCUCAAACCUGAUCUGGAAGUGUGCUUCCUGUUGGAUAACUUCACCCUUCCUGAGAGUUUCAUCAUCCAUCCUGGCUUGUUCUCAAAGUGGAAGGGCAGCUGGGCAUGACAUGUCCAUUGUGUAAAUGCAGGGUCUCUUCACUGGGUUCCUUAGCUUUCUCUAAAUUUGUACUCGAGGUCAACUCAAACAUACACACACACACAUACCUGUGAACACACAUGGAAAAUGAUAACUGGUACUGUUUGGUUCCCUCUUUUGGUCUGUUUUGCUCAUAAGGCAUAUUGGUCUGACUGUUGGGAGUAUCAUCUGACUCAUGUGUCUGGUCCAAAUAAAGGUCCCUACUGACCA
This is a messenger RNA of Leptonychotes weddellii (Weddell seal), 1738 nucleotides long. RefSeq names its product transmembrane protein 97 (gene TMEM97). The record is from RefSeq and is a predicted model, not a curated record. Gene Ontology annotation, cellular component: endoplasmic reticulum. NCBI's taxonomy places the organism in Eukaryota, Metazoa, Chordata, Mammalia, Carnivora, Phocidae.